This is a messenger RNA of Drosophila takahashii, 943 nucleotides long. RefSeq lists its product as uncharacterized. The record is from RefSeq and is a predicted model, not a curated record. NCBI's taxonomy places the organism in Eukaryota, Metazoa, Arthropoda, Insecta, Diptera, Drosophilidae.
CCAAUAAGCAGUUUGGAGCCGAUCUUCGUCGCAGUUGGAAGUAAGCGGAUGUGAAGAAAAGUGAAACCGAAGAAAGUCGCGCUCUGUUAUCUCGUAAAGCCCUCGGCAUCGUCGAUUUUGCAUACCCAUACUCGUUAAUCAAAACAGAGCGAGAGAGAGAGAGAGAGCGAAAGAUCGAACAAUGAUCAAUCCGCGACUGGUGCUGAUCGUCGUGAUCUUUGCGCUUAUUGGGAAAGUGGCACGCGCCCAAAUCGCGUUUGUCGAGGACCAAGACAUUGAUAAGAAGAAGGCCAACCUAGCGGGUCGCAAGCCGCUCUAUUCGCCAGCCCGAUGCCCCAAGCACCAGCUUCUCUAUCCGGGGGACCAGCAGACGCAAAACGACUGGGUCUGCGACUGCGCGCCAGCCACACUGUAUUACCCAGAGACCGAUGCCUGCUAUCCGGCCUACCGGCAGGGACCCUGUGAACCCGGCCAGAUGCUGGUGCUCUACAAGGAGCGGAUCAUCCCGGAGUGCAUCCGCAAUCCGUGCAGCAAGGACGGACACUUCAUGAUCCGCGACACCUGCUACGAGUUCGGCAACACCAAGAACGAGGGCAAUCCGUGUCCCUACAAGGAGGCCACCUUUGUGCUGGGCGUGAAUCCCAGCAACCUGAUGGUUGACUGUGUCAAGCUGUCGGUGCAACUGGAGACGCGCAUCUCGGACACGCCGGAGCAGGCUCCGCCGGAAUACUACAUCGACCUGGCCGAGAAGUGCGCCCGCGGCAGUCGCCUUUUGGCCCAGGGAAAGUGUGCCUAGAGGAUAGCAACUGGGGAUAAAUGUCAAUUUGUUAACUAUAAUGUGUGUUCUGUUUUGGUGCUGUAACUCCCAGUGAAGAAUUUCGAAUUUGCUCAAUGUUAAAACUAAGUACAAAAUGAUUUUUGGAUUACAUUUCUAUAAAGACCA